Messenger RNA from Onychostoma macrolepis, 2610 nucleotides. RefSeq names its product carboxypeptidase N subunit 2. Lineage: Eukaryota; Metazoa; Chordata; Actinopteri; Cypriniformes; Cyprinidae. The transcript is spliced from 2 exons. The record is from RefSeq and is a predicted model, not a curated record. Gene Ontology annotation, cellular component: extracellular matrix. Gene Ontology annotation, molecular function: protein binding. The coding region runs from base 137 to 1648 and encodes 503 amino acids.
UAAAGCAUGGCUGAAGUCACAGAUAGACCUGACCAAUGAGCGUCAGUUUACUCAAGAGUUUAUCUGAAAACCACCGACGUCAAAGUGGAAUUUGCUUAUUUCUAUUGGAGCUGCAUGUGCACAAUAGAGCGAAGACAUGAGCAAACACUGGGCAGCGGUUGUACUCGUCCUGAUUCAGCUGCACUGCUGUGAUUGCUGUCCUGAUCUGUGCCAGUGCUUCUCCGCUGCAAAGGUCGUCUGCUCAGACGAGUCCAUGACAGCUUUACCUGUCAACAUCUCAGCGCAGGUGAGAGAACUGAUUGUAGUGACUUCGGGCGUCACACUUUUGAACAACUGUUCCUUCAGAGAGAACCUCAGACUUACCAAGCUGGUCGUUCUCAACAGCCUCUUGAAAACGGUCUCUCGUGACGCCUUCGAGCGCCUGCUUGAGCUGCAGGAGCUGGAAAUCAGUGGAAAUUACAGGUUGAGUUUUGACGUGCAGACCUUCAGCUCGCUGGCCAACCUUACAAGACUGCUGCUCAACAACAAUAAGAUCAGCGCUCUGGACGCUGGCAUUUUCGACUCUUUGCACAAACUGGAAACGUUGCAGUUGAGGGGGAACGUCUUGGCAUAUUUGCCCAGUAUUCUCUUUCAUCGUCUCCACAAACUGCAGGAGCUCGACCUGUCCUUCAACCACAUCAGCUCCGUCUCGGCGGAUGUCUUCCAGAACAACUCUCUCCUGAGAUCGCUCUCGCUGCAGGCCAACUCUAUCUCAAAGAUUCCCGCGGGGAUCUUCACCUGCCUGGAUCACCUGGAGGAGCUGAAUCUCAGAAGCAAUCUCAUCAGCAACCUAAGCGCUGAAACGUUCCCAUCCGGUUUGCGGAAACUGAUCCUCAAGAAGAACGCUCUGGCGCAGCUUCCCCACAAUGUUUUUCACAAACUGCAUCACAUUACGUAUCUGGACUUGUCUCAGAAUCAGCUCUCCAAAGUCCCUUCGAAUCUCUUUCAGAACCUCAUCUUGCUGAAAAAGCUGGAUCUGUCUGAGAACCGGAUUACGGCAUUGCCUGGCUCUGUCUUCAAUGGGCUGUUUAGUAUAAAAUCCAUCCAUCUGCAGAAAAAUAAACUGAGUUCACUGGAAGUGAACCUGCUGAAGGAUCAGCACGACAUGGAGCAGCUGCACUUGUCCAUGAACAGCCUGCAGAGCAUCCCACAUGGCUUCUUUGAUGACCUGGACUUCCAGUGCAUGGUCCAGCUUCACGGGAACCCUUGGCGCUGUGACUGCGGGUUACAGUACUUUUUUAACUGGCUGAGGUACAACGAAAAGAACGUGGAGGAUCUGACCAGGGUUUACUGUGAAGCUCCUGCGGUUAUUCGAGGACACCGCCUGGUGUCUGUGGACAAGGAGCAACUCGUCUGCGGGAAAAACUCCAGCUCUGAGUUUCAUGGCUCCUCCAUCCCAAACGUUACUGAGAUCCCGGUUGACGAUGAUGAAGGUGCGAUUCGUUGCUCGCUCCGAGAAGUCAAAGGCACGGCAUCCAUUCAGUGCAAAGUCACUAAAUGCACCAGUGUGACGUUUGAGGCUCUUUUUGAAUUUGCGGAUGGAAAUAAACAGGAGAGUUUCAUAAGUGAGUGGUUAGCGCCUGCGGGAUGCUCCAACAGGACCGUUUAGUGCUUUUAUUUAACAGAACCCUUAGUUAGUUUCUGCUUUAGUUGUACAAAUAUUUGGAGGAAAUUUUUCUUCAUAACAUAAUUCACUCUCAGAAAAAAUGUGCACCUUUAGGGGAAGGUGGUCCAGUCCUGUUCUUGGAGGGCCAAUGUCUUGCAGGGUUUAGCUCCAACCCGCCCCAACACACUCGCCGGGCAUUUCUAGUAAUCCAAAGACCUUGAUUAGCUGGUUCAGGUGUGUUUAAAUGGGAUUAGAGCUCAACUCUGCAGGACACCGGCCCUCCAAGAGCAGGAUUUGACACUGCUGCUUUAAAGUUUGUCACUGGGUCUGGACCCGCAAAGGGACACCUUUGUACCUUAUUUAACCCUAGAAGUGUAUACCCUAGAGCAGUGCUCUCAGACCUGUCCCGACGACCCCACAACACUGAAUAUUUUGUAUGCCUCCCUCAUAGGACGCACCCAAUUCAAGUCUUGCAUUCUCUGCUAAUGAGCUGGUGAGCUGAUAUUGUAUGUCAGAGGAGGGAGACAUACAGAAUGUUUAGUUCUGGGGGGGUCACCAGGACAGGUUUGAGAAGUAUUGCUUUAGAGCAGUAAUAUGUACCCUUAAGGUGCUACUAAAAACCUUUUAGGGGUAAAUAUGGGGCAAAGGUGUCCCUAUAAUGGUACUGCCCUAGUGACAAGCUGUUGUACCCCUAAAGGUAAAGAACCCUUAAUGAGCUUCUGCUUUAGUUUGCUUGGAAUGUAUUUUUCUUCACAUCAUGUCAUAAUUCAUUCUCAGAAAAAAAUGUAGGCAAAAAACUUAAAGGGACAACUUUGUACCUUAUCCACUGCUAAAAGGUGCAUAUCUUAAAGUAGUAAUAUGUACCCAAAAAUGAAAAUUGACUGAAAACGUCCUCAGGCCAUCUGAGAUGUAGAUGAGUUUGUUUCUUCAUCAGGUUUGUAGAAAUGUGUCUCUGCAUCAGUGUC